AUCAUUCAUUAAACUGAAGUACUUCCCAGGCAAAGAAGGUAAAAAUGUCGGCAGUUUUGGUAGCUUUUGCUACGUUUUUCGUCAUAUGUCUGGUCAAAUAUUGGAAGAAGAAUGUUUGGGACCUUCGUCAUUUGAGAGGACCUUCUCCAUGGACCAGUUUUCCAAUCGUUGGACAUGCUUGGAUGUUGGGUGAAGAUAUUCCAGCAGGGUUGGAAGACUUAGCCAACAAAUAUGGACCCGUGUUCCGGUUUGAUUUGGGUGACAUGCCCACAGUGAUCAUCUCGGGUUACGAAGAACUCGUGGAUGCUUGCAAAAUGAACGAAUUCAACGGCCGAUCUUGGGGUAGAAUGCCGUUUAUCAGAGAUCAGAGUGGAACAGAUUCUAAAGGCCAAGUUCAUGGUGUAGGUUCAUCUAAUGGCUCAGUUUGGGUGGAACAACGCAAAUUGGCACACGUCUCCCUCAACAAGGUUGGCAUGGGCAAAUUGGAUGCCAUGGAGGAGAUGAUCGGUGAAGAGGCCAGAACCUUGUGUGAUCGCUUUGCCGAAAAGGCCAAAUUAGGGCCGGUGGAAGUGAAGGGAAUGCUUCCUGUGGCCGUCAACAAUGUCAUUUGGAGGAUGAUAACAGGACGAACAACAAAGCAAGACGACCCCUUUAUGAAUGAGAUGACCAAGCAAAUGGACAGACAUUUCAAGUUCAUGUCCCCGAGCAGCAUGAUUUCAACUUUAAUGCAAUACUUUCACCGCGUAACCAAGGUGGCCGUUCAAUUCGGAUUUGUCAAGGGAUACCAAGAUUUCAUUGAUCUGUUGAACAACGUGCGGAAACAGAUCAAAGACUUCAAGGCAGUCGAGGAUGGAAACUUUGUCGAGCAAUAUCGCUAUGAGAUAGCCAAGGCCUCCCCCGAAUCUUCUUUCUACGGAAAAGACGGCGAGAAUCAUUUGGUAGGACAAGCCCUGGAUUUUUUUAUUGCAGGGACGGAAACUACGACUACUUUCCUGGAAUGGACUUUUAAAUACCUCAUAAACUACCCCAAAAUACAAGAAAAAUUGGCGCGAGAAAUCGAGACAGUAUUUGGCUCCGGUCUGCCUACCUUGAGCAAAAAGGACCAACUUCAUUAUACCCAAGCCUUCAUUCUGGAAAGUUAUCGUCACAAUCCAAUGGGCAUCUUAUCCAUCCCGAGAAUGACCAUGAGUGAUGUGACUUUGAAUGGAAUACCAAUUCCCAAACACACCCAAAUCUUUCCGUAUUUCAAGUCCAUGAACAGAGAUCCCAAAGCUUUCGAAGAUCCGGAUGAAUUCAGACCAGAACGUUUCUUAGAUAAGAACGGAAAAUUUGUCAACAACGAUCGCGUUAUCUUCUUUGGGCGUGGGAAAAGGAAAUGCGUUGGAGAGGUCUUAGCCAAGGCCGAGAUCUUCUUGUUCCUUACAUACUUCAUUCACACUUUCAAAAUGGUUCCGGUUCCCGGAGAAGAUUACUCAUCGGCCUCUAAUCCGGGUCUUGUGUUUUCUUCAUUUCCAUUCAAAGUUGAACUGAUUUCGCGAUAAAAUGUCGAUCAUAAAACUUGCCUGAUCCAGA
Molecule: messenger RNA, 1572 nt
Organism: Tigriopus californicus
Lineage: Eukaryota; Metazoa; Arthropoda; Copepoda; Harpacticoida; Harpacticidae
Product: cytochrome P450 2M1-like
Exons: 4
Coding region: 45-1541 (498 amino acids)
Molecular function (GO): monooxygenase activity; heme binding; oxidoreductase activity, acting on paired donors, with incorporation or reduction of molecular oxygen
Source: RefSeq, a predicted model, not a curated record